AUGCUCAGCGCUAACCCUCGCCCUUUCCGAGAUCGCACGAGCCGCUCUCCUUCUGGCCGAUUGCUGGGACACGUGGAGAGGCGGAACCGAGCCCGGAGCGCGACUUGGGCUCGUGGCUGCGGAGCCCCGGGGGCGGGCGAGUGGGGGCGUCCCGACGUGCGGGGAAAUAUAUCUCCCCCCACCGCGAAUAUUUGGGUGCGGGGGAGCGAGGAGGGGCGUCACCCCGGACCAAGCCCUCCCUCUUCGGAAAGACUUUCACUUUCGCCUAAACAAAACCCAGGCAGCCGGGUCCUUGGGUAGCUGCUUUCUCGUGGGCUUCGCGAGCAUGUGAGAAGCCCGAACGACGCUGGGGAGAAACCCCGCUUCCUCCGCCCUCCCUCUAAACAUCGAUCGUUCAUAGGUAAGUUAGGGCGUUAUGGGAAAUACAGGAAGCUAGCUCCCCUCUUCGACCGGUUAGGCGAAGGGUCGGUACUGACUGGCAGAAGCUCUCCGGGCGUUUUCCCGAUCCCUUGCGCCUUACCUGGGCAAGAUGUCAGGAUUCGAACCCGGCGCCUCCCGCGUGCGUGGCGCCAGCAGUCAGGGCAAGGGGAUCGGCGCAGGGGGGGACCUGCCGCUUCCAACCUUGGCUUCCGCGCUUGCGGAGGGAGCCCCCAAGCGCCAAGAUCGCGGAGGCUUCAUAGAAUCACAGAAUUCUACAGCGGGAAGGGACCUCUAGGGUCAUCUAGUCCAACCCCCUGCAGCGAAGUAAUAUUUUGCCCAAUGGGGGGCUCGAACCCGCGGCCCUGAGGUGCUCUCUCACUCCUUGUGGUUCUUUCUCAGCUUCACGAUGAUUUUUGGAUUUAUAUAGGAGGUGCCUAUAUAGGUGUUGGGGGGGGGGCUGCAGAGAGAAGGGCCUCCGAAGGGGCAGGGCUUGAAGGUAAAGGAGCCAGUGGGGAGAGACCCCUGCCUGAAAUCCUGGAGGGCUGCUGCCGGUCAGUGUAGGCACCACUAUGGUAGAUGGGGAUAGUGGACCUGGCAGCAUGUUCUGAAAGGGAUAGUGAAAAGUGAUAGGUGAAAUUAAGAAGUUGCCUCUGCUCCCCACUUGAAGAGUCGUGGAGAAUCCCAGGAGCCAUAGUCUGCCUGGAGGGCUGGGAAUUGUCCGGCCUGUGAGGUCAGCACCCUUAGCAAACUACAGUUCCCAGAAUCUUUCAGGAGGAGCCCUGAGUGUGCUCUAAAUGCACAGUGUGCAUGGGACCUAUCUCUGGAAGUGGAUGGCUUCUGCGGCUUGUUUCUGACUGACGUGGAACUGACUCCCUCAGGAGGUUGUGCAGGUUUCUAAGCAGAGGCUGGACGGCCAUCCGUCAGGGAUGCUGUAGCUGAGAUUCCUGCAUUGCAGGGGGUUGGACUGGAUGACCCUUGGGGUCCCUUCCAACACUACGAUUCUAUGAUAAAGCCUUUCCCAACCCUACCUGGAAAUGUCAGGGGCUGAACCCGGGACCUCCUGCAUGCCAGUCAGGUGCUCUCCCACUGAGCCACAAGUCCUCCCUGUGUGCUCAAGCCAGGCUACUGCUUUUAUUGGCUCUCUCCAGUUGCUUAUUCAAUAGAGAGGCGCAGAAGCAGCCCAGACAGUUUUGCACCCUGCCGCUCUCCCAUCCGCACACAAAACCACCCUGCCAAUUGAAGCAGCGCCUCUGCGCUGUCUCGGGGUCUAGCCUACGGCAUCUUUUCCAUGCGGUCCUGGUCCAGCUUUGUUGCUGCUCAGCAGCGGUCAGAGGGUUGGCAGUAGCAUGCCAGAUUCGCACAGGCGGCCCUGAAUCUUGGGAACCGCAUGCAUAUCAGAACACGCCCUCUGCCUCCAGCUGACUUAUCAAAACGUGCUUUCUCUAAACCAAAUGCGUGCAACCAGAGAAAAAGCAAGGAAUGAUCCAUGCCUCUUGAGAAAGUGGAUGGAAUCCCCCCCCCCCCGAUAACACUGUAACUUGUGGACAUUCAACAGAGAUGACCGGGGGGCAGGGGGUUGGACUAGAUUACUCUUGGAGUCCCUUCCAACUCUGUGAUUCUAUGUGGGAAGAUCCAGGACAGAUGAAAGGAAGUACGUCUUCAUGCAGGACAGAGGAAAAUGUGGGUGGAAUGGAAUAUCCUGGAAGUGAGCAUGGCUGACUAGAAUCUAGAAGAAGCCCAGGGCCCCUCCAGAUGUGUUGUGGGUUGUGUACUCACGAUAGUAUCAGCAGUUGGUUAUACUCCAUCUCGCUUUCCAUACAGCUUGUACCUGCAAUGGUUUUGGGGUGGACAUAUACUGCUUUGUUUCCUAUUAGUGCAUGUCCUAGAGUCUAGGACAGGGUCAGCAAACUUUUUCAGCAGUCCACUGUCCCUCAGACCUUGUGGGGGGCCGGACUAUAUUUGCCUUAGUUUGCCUACCCAUGGUCUAGGACAUGCACUAAUUCAGGCAUAGGCAACCUUGGCCCUCCAGAUAUUUUUGGGACUACAACUCCCAUCAUCCCUGACCACUGGCCCUGUUAGCUAGGGAUGAUGGGAGUUGUAGUCCCAAAAAUCUAGGGGGACGAGGUUACCUAUGCCUGUCUUAGAGCUUCCUGCUGAAAUCCUGCAACUUUUCUGACUUCUCCUUCAUUGGAGGUUUUGAAACAGAGGCUGGAUGGCUCUUUAGCUGUGAUUCCUGCGUUGCAAGAUGACCCUCGUGGUCCCUUCCAGCUCUGUAAUUCUGCGGUUCUAUGAAACGUUCUGGUUUUGUUUUGGUGGCCCCACUUUUGUUGCAUUGUGGUGCAAGAGUGCCUCUCCAGAUGGCAGUAACAGGGGGGAAGCAAUUGCAGAACGAUGCAGAAUGCACUGUGAUUGCAUACCUGGGCAAUUUAUGUGGCGAUUGUUUCUGAUUGUUUGUGUGCUUUUUGAUGCCUUUCAUUUAUUGCUUAUUACUUUUGUUAUGCUUGCAGUUAUGUGAAUCUUGUUAUGUUUUAAGCUGCCUUGCGCAUGGUUUUAACUAUGAAAUAAGAUGAUGAUGGUUAUGAUGAUGAUGUUGAUGAUGAAACCCACAGGGAAAUGGCACUGGGGAGGGUGAGAUAAAGCUUGUUUUGACACAUCCUCUAGCCUCUCCACAAACAAAUCAGAAUGGAUGUUCAUUAAACAGCCCAUGUUGUCUGAUCUCCCUGUGAACAAACUCGGAUGAAUGUUCGACAAACAGGUUGUCUGGAAACACCCAAUGGCAUGUUGCAGAAUAUACCUCGUUAAGAGGGCCUCACUCAUACUGCAAGAUUUGGGUGCAGGUGCCAUUUGUUGUACGGUCAAGCUAUUGGGUUGGGAGCCUGUUAAGAAUAAUGCUGGAUGCUGACCAGUCGUAUCCUGGAAUCCUGGGAACUGAACAUUCUUGGAAUCGUAGCACUGUGAGGGGUAAACUGCAGUUCCCAAGAUUCUUGAGUGGGAGCCUUGUGCUUUACAUGUGUGGUGUGUUCACGGCACGGUUGCUGACUUGCCUCCCACAUUGAGGGGGUGUAGUCAUGUGACGUGUCACGUGAUGCCUCUGGCAUGCACCAGGCUGGGACACGCUUGUCCCAGCCACAGCCUGGCUCCUGGCCUGCUGGGCAGAGGUUGGGGCUGGGACGCACUGAGGGCUCCCGGCAGUGGCAGGGGGUGGUGACCCCCUCAAUAUUAGGGGGCACCGCACCCUGCCAAAAAAAUAUUGGGGAAGCUGAAGCCCCCUUCAUCCCAUAUACCUGGCGCCGCUGGUUCACAGACUUGCAGAAUGGAGGGCAGAACACUUGCAUGCCAUGUAAACAGCUAGGACCUGCAAUAAAAUGUUGUGGUUUGGGGUCAUCUCCCCCAAUUUUCCGUCCCCCCUCCGACUCCAUUUUCAGUUCAUCCUUCCUCCAGCAGUCAGUCAGCAUUCUGUAGUCACUGAGCAUGCUUAAUCCUGGGGUGCACUGGGUUUCUCCCCACUCUUACAGUUUGAUUUCCCCAAGUAUUUUUUUGUACUUCUGCAUACCUGGGGAUUCCCCUAACACAUUCCUCUUGCUUCUUGCGGCUUUGACCACAUAAGCAAUGGCACUCAUGCACGCAUGAACAUGAGAAAUAGAAGAAAUUUGAUAUACCUAUACUUUUUUCAUUUGGUUGGCUGUGUACCACAUCCUCCCCCUAGGGAGCGUAGAGCAGUCUAGAUAGGGGUGGUGGUUAUUAUUCCAUUUUAUCCUCCUAACGACCCUGUGAGGUAGGCUAGCCUGAGCUAAUUGUUGUGGGAGCUCCAUGGAUGUGUGAGGACUUGGAACCCCAGGAGGUUCAGGACCCUGUUUCCUGCUACACAACACAGGCUUUCUAGCCAUCUGGCUACUUAAAAUAUAGCAGAGUGGUGAAUUAUCCUUCCCCAUUCUUUUCAGUGCAUGGAUAUGGGUGAAAUAUUCACUGUCAUCUUAAUAUUUCUGACUAUUCAACUGGAACAGUAAUCCAUUCACAUGGACGGAUGGAUGGUCAUUGUACUCUCAAUGUGAGCUAAUGGGAUUCCCCCACUUUCCUUCCUCUGCUUUUCUUUAUUAAAUGUGUCAUAAACAAUUAAUUUAAAAAGAAUAAGCUAGUCUCAUGCAGAAAGGUAAAACCUAAAUCCGCUGCCUCCAGGGCUAUCAGUGGCCUUACGUGGAGGAUGGGAUCAGUACAGUGGUACCUUGGUUCUCAAACAACUUGGAACCCAUAUACUGUACUGCAAACCCGGAAGUAAGUGUUCCAGUUUGCAAACUUUUUUUGGCAGCCGAACAUGCUCCGUUUUGAGUGUUACGCUUCCGUUUUGAGUGUUACGCUGAGGUUUGUCAAUUUAUUUUGUGUUUUUGUUUUUGCAGCUCUCUCUUUUUGUGUGUGUGUGACUGUGUGGAACCCAGUUCAGCUACUGAUUGAUUGAUUGAUUGAUUGAUUGUGUGACUGCAGUACAUUGUUUAUUGCUUUCAUUUUAUGGAUCAAUGGUCUCGUUAGAUAGUAAUGUUCAUGUUAAAUUGCUGUUUUAGGGGUUGUUGUUAAAAGUCUGGAACAGAUUAAUCCAUUUUGUAUUACUUUCUAUGGGAAAGCGCACCUUGGUUUUAGAACGCUUCGGUUUUGGAAUGGACUUCCAGAAUGGAUUAAGUGUGAGAACCAAGGUACCACUGUAUAGCUCUGGCUACCAAAUGGGGUGAGAGGGGCAAACAGCAUUUGUGCUUCUUCCACACUAUUGGUUAUUGGUUUAUUAAUACCCUGCCUUUUCCCCUCAGUUGGACUCAAGGCGGCAUACAUAUAAAAAUAAGAACUGCUAAAACCUUUUUUUGAAAAAUUGAACAUUGAUAGGCAUAAGACUAGGGACACGGGUGGCGCUGUGGGUUAAACCACAGAGCCUAGGGCUUGCUGAUCAGAAGGUCGUGGUUCUAAUCCCCGCGACGGGGUGAGCUCCCGUUGCUCGGUCCCUGCUCUUGCCAACCUAGCAGUUCGAAAGCACGUCUAAGUGCAAGUAGAUAAAUAGGUACCGCUCCGGCAGGAAGGUAAACGGCGUUUCCGUGUGCUGCUCUGGUUCGCCAGUAGCGGCUUCGUCAUGCUGGCCACAUGAGCCGGAAGCUGUACGCCAGCUCCCUCGGCCAGUAAAGCGAGAUGAGCGCCGCAACCCCAGAGUCGGCCACGACUGGACCUAAUGGUCAGGGGUCCCUUUACCUUUUACUAGGCAUAAGACUAUAAAACUCUUCGGGUUGAAGGAGAAUCCCUUUUCUGCUGCUGGCUGUCAGUGUAAAUUGGAAUGGUGAUUCCACACUGUCUCCAGAAAUAUCCAGCGAUGUACAUCUGCGGGGUUGGUGAGAGUGGAAUGGGGCUUGUUUGUGUGUGUGUGUGGUUUGACAGGACACCUGAGGAGAAGGCGGUGCAGAUAAAGCAAACACCCCCUCCUACCACUUCCUUGUUGCGCUAAAGCUUUGCAAAACAGCGGAGAUGUCUCUCUGUUACUGUUUGCAGAACUCUCAGCAGCUCAGCUCAACCAAGAGAGAUUCCACACACCCCCUUCCCUUCUUCAUAGGAGCUAGGGAGCUGCUGCUUUCGGAGCUGUCCCAAGCUGCACCUGAUCUGGAGUUAGGAAUGUGGGGAGGGGGGAAUUGAAGCACUUUCACAUUUAAAGGCAAACACACCUCCUUUGUGCUUUCCUGCGCCCAGCCGCCUUUUGAAAUCUGCAGCUCUCCAAAGCUUGCAGUACCGUUAUCCAGCUAAGCAACGUGUACGAAAUAUGCAUGUGCUAAGGUUAGGUGUGCAUGAAAAUAAUGUGCCCCCCCAAAAAAAAACCCCCACAACCAAAAGAGCGGAAAUCACUUUGCACUUUGGGCAACCUUGCACAUAAACGUUUGCACAUUUGGAGACAUUUGCACUAGAAGCUGAUGAAUUGUCACUGUUUUUCAAAAAGCAAAACUAUUGCGGAAACGUAGGGGACUGAACUUAAGGCUGGAAUAACAAGAAACUAAAAUUGAUUCGUUUAUUCCUGCCGGGAGACACUUUGUAUCCAUACUUCAUAGUAACUCAUUUAUUUGGUUUUGUGUUCACCACUUAAUGGAUUUUUUAAAAUACACAGUUUAUAAAUUCUUCUAAACAAGCAAAUAACAUAAAGGGAAGGAGUUUAGAAAAUGCAUAUUGCAUUAGCUCAUGGGGUGGAUGACCAGCCUGUUAAUGGGGUUGGAGAAGAUGUGAGAAGAUAGUUGUUUAAGCCUCUUGCACUGAGCCUUGGAGAGCUUUGCAAAACACCAAGAUCUCUUGCAACUAGGUGCAACACGUGGACCAAACGCCUCCCCUCCACUUGGCAGCUGAAGAAAUGGGUUUUAUAAGCAUCGAUUGCUUACUCUCUGUGCAGCAAGGAAGUGAGAGUGGGGAAACUGUUAGAAUAAUGGAGGAAGGGACUGGAACUUAAAAGCAGAAGAGUCCUGCUGAUAUUGCUGAUCCUGUAAGACCAUAGCCCUGUCAGCAUAAUAAAAUUUGCAAAAAAACCAACCCCAAACCCACCAAUAACCGCCACCCAAAACCAGCUAGCUAUAUUAGCAUUAGAUCAGUGCAAGGCCGUUUGUCAGUGUGAAUUGUAGGAGUUAUGUAUGGAGAUGUUAUGAUCCUAAGGAUGGAAAAUCUUGAGAGGCAGCAAUGUCUUUGAAAGAAAUUCUCAAUCACAUUUAUAGUUUUGAUUGAUUGAUUGAUUGAUUGAUACUUAUUCAAUGAUAUACAAAAAAUACAUACCCAUUACAAAGUAUUUUUUUAUGUUAUAUUGAGAUGAAACAGCUACUUAGAGAGCAAAAUCAGAAGGAAGAAAAGGAAAGGAGAAACCUAAAGAAAGAGAAAGCGAGAGAAAAGGAAAAUAAAGGGGGAAAACUAAAGAAGGAUAAAGAAGAAAACAGUAAAAGGAUUUCUGGCUCUCUGUCCUUGCAGCUACAGUAUUUUUUCAAUCUUUAAAUCCAGUUACUACAAGUUCAUUUUCUCUUUCAUGCAAAAAGUCCUUAAGAAAUUUCCAGUCCUUAACAAAUGUCAGUAAUGGUUUUUCUCUAAUUAUACAUGUUAACUUUGCCAUCUCAGCCAAGUCCAAUAGCUUUAUCACCAUUCUUCUAUAGGGGGCAGGGCUGUGUCUUUCCAUCUUUGUGCAUAUAGCAGGCAUGUCUAACAUCCAACAGGUUGCAAUCCACCAUCCAAUAGUAAAAAAACCUGGCCAGACAGGUUAUAGCGAGUCAUUGGAAAAAUGCAGAAGAGCUAAGGGUGAACCAAUGGAGGAAAAAAUUGAAUAAUGUUAUAAUUUUAGAAUGUUUAACUGUGAAGAUACACAGAAUGAAAGGUUUUAAGGUCAGUGAGAAAGAGGAGGAUUGGUUUGAGAAGAUAUUGAAUUAUUUGGGUAGAUUUGAACAAUUUGGGGCAAUUAAAAUGUUAAAAGUUAAAUAAACCUUGUGGAGUGAGGAGUGUUAAUGUAUAUAGAAUUGUACAUAAGGUCGAUUCAAAUAUGUUAUUAUUGAUUAUGUAUACUCAAUGUAUCCGCCGCCUGGGGGGUUUCACUGUUGGGUUUUGGUUGUUGGUAAAAAAAGGGGGGGUGGGAAUGUGGCCUUAAGCGGGACUUCAUUCUGGGUAAGCAUGCAUAGAAUUGCACUGUAAGAUUUCUUGUUAUGCUAAAAAUGGUAAUGUAUUAAGUUUUGUAUAUAUAAUUCUCUUAAUUUCUGUUUACGUUAUGCAGAUAAAUUACAAUUUUUGUGAUGGAAUUUUGUGCACUGCUAAUCAGGUGCCUUAUUGAUCUAAGUCCUGUACAGUGGUACCUUGGGUUACAUACGCUUCAGGUUACAGACUCCGCUAACCCAGAAAUAGUGCUUCAGGUUAAGCACUUUGCUUCAAGAUGAGAACAGAAAUCGUGCUCCGGUGGCGCAGCGGCAGCAGCAGCAGGAGGCCCCAUUAGCUAAAGUGGUACUUCAGGUUAAGAACAGUUUCAGGUUAAGUACGGACCUCUGGAAUGAAUUAAGUACUUAACCUGAGGUACCACUGUAUUUGCUAUGACAGUAAACUGCAACAGAUGGACCCCGCAACAAAAAAAUACCAAAAAAAAAAACUGGCAGUGAUCUACCACACUCUCCCAUUGUCAUUCUCCAACUUAAUAUUAUUAUAUGUGUGGCUGGGGAAACCCAGCCAGAUGGGCGGGGUAUAAAUAAUAAAUUAUGAUUAUGAUAAAAAUAAUAAAAAAAAUAUUACCCCCCACACACCAGCCCCCUCCCAGGGCCAUUGGUGCACACGGGAAGCCAACACGUCCCCAAAUGUCCAAUUCCCCCUUUACCGGAUGGGAAAACUCUGUGGGGGGGGGCAGUGGUUUACUUUUGAAUUAAUGCAGCUGGUCAGGAGCUGGAAAGGUGGGAGAAGUUCAGCAUCCAUGCAGAACUAGGAGGGAGAGGGUUUUCUUUCCAUGGGAACCGGCAGGAGCGGGGAGAGGGAGGAGAAACAUCAUGGUCUCUCUCUCUCUGCCCUUCUCUCGGCUCCCUUUCCCGGCUGGCCAGCUGACUGGGCGCAUAGCUGUCAACCUUCCCUUUUUUUCCAGGAAAUUCCCUUAUUCCAGCAGCGUUUCCCGCUGCUAUCCCAGAUUGUUAGAUAUCCCAUAGACUGUCUCCGGGACAGGUGAGGCUUCUGAUCCCUUAUUUUUGAGGCUGCUGAUCCUUUACUUUCAAAUCUGAAAGUUGACAGCUAUGACUGGGCAUUGGGCAAAGCCUGCGGCUGAGCAGGGUGCUUGAUCCUCGAGUCGACCGUGGUCGAGUCGACAUACAUGGCCUAUAGCAAUCUCACGGCUGUAAGCAUAUAAAGUGGUACCUCGGGUUAAGUACUUAAUUCGUUCCGAAGGUCCAUUCUUAACCUGAAACUGUUCUUAACCUGAAGCACCACUUUAGCUAAUGGGGCCUGCCGCGCCGCCGGAGCACGAUUUCUGUUCUCAUCCUGAAGCAAAGUUCUUAACCCGAGGUACUAUUUCUGGGUUAGCGGAGUCUGUAUGCAAUCUAAUGCAGUUGCCCUGGGAGGAAAAAUGCAGAAUAUGCUACCAGGCCAGAGCUGAGCUUCCUGAGCAUCUCUGCUUUCGUUCUGUAUAAAUAAAGCAAGUUCCAGAUCCUUACAUAUGCAAUAGUACACCUUCUUCUCUCAGGGAAAUGAAGUCAUCAUCAAGGCUGUACAGUGGUACCUCGGGUUAAGAACUUAAUUCGUUCUGGAGGUCCAUUCUUAACCUGAAACUGUUCUUAACCUGAGGUACCACUUUAGCUAAUGGGGCCUACCGCUGCCGCUGCACAAUUUCUGUUGUCAUCCUGAAGCAAAGUUCUUAACCCGAGGUACUAUUUCUGGGUUAGCGGAGUCUGUAACCUGAAGCGUCUGUAACCUGAAGCAUAUUUAACCCAAGGUACCACAGUUCGAAAGCACGUCAAAGUGCAAGUAGAUAAAUAGGUACCGCUCCUGCGGGAAGGUAAACAGCGUUUCCGUGCGCUGCUUUGGUUCGCCAGAAGCGGCUUAGUCCUGCUGGCCACAUGACCCGGAAGCUGUACGCCGGCUCCCUCGGCCAAUAAAGUGAGAUGAGCGCCACAACCCCAGAGUUGGUCACGACUGGACCUAAUGGUCAGGGGUCCCUUUACCUUUACCUUACCACUGUAUUGCAGUCCUCUUCCAUAACCCCUUUCUAAUUGCGUGUCCCCUAGCCCGAAAAGCAAGAGUUCUGGCUUCAACUGAACAGUAACCUUUAAAAUCUGCUGUAUCCACGGAGAGCAUGAGACUCUUAAUCUCAGAAUUGUGGGUUUGAAGCCUAUUAUUAGCACUGCACUGCAUUGCAGGGGGCUGGACUAGAUGACCCCCAGGGUCCCUUCCAACUCCACAGUUCUAUGAUUUUAUGAUUCUGUGUAUUCGUAUCCAGUAUAUUUUAGCUUUUUUUUACAUGCCCCCCAGGCAUGAUAAAAUGUCCCUUCAUGUUCUUGGCAUUUUCCAGCAAACAUUUGAAACAUCUUUAUACAUUCUGAAUAGUUUCUCAGGAGUUGAAUACCCGUUGAAAUCAACAAACCCGAGUUCAUCCAGGCCAUGGACUUCAGUGGCUCUAAUCUCAGUAGGACUAGCAUUGACUCCCAACCCCUCGUGCAGAAGCAGCCCUGGAGGCACCUGGGUCUUUGCUGGGAGCAACAAUAGUCUGGGAUGGAUGGGCCUUUGGUUUGACCCAGGUCUCUUCAGUCUUGUGCCUCUUUCCCGGAUAAUAGCAGCUAAUAUAGACCCUGUCAGAAUGCACAUGGAAUCUCGUCCCAUUGUGCCAAGAUUUGGCAGCAACUUGCAGGCUAAAUUUCAUCUGCUAUUCUGUUUGGCCGAGUUUGGAGAGAGGUUUCCCAGGUGGCCAGGUAAGGAAGAGAUCAGGCAGUGUUCCUGUAUCAUUAAUAGUUGUGUUAAAGAAGGAAUUUCAGUAGCUGUACCUUGUCCCCUUUUUUGCCUCUGGUGGCCCUGUCAGGUAGACACCCAUUCCCCUUGCACAGGCAUGGCUUAACUGAAAGGCACUCUUCUCCUUUCCAAAUCCUAAUUUAGCUUUCAUCCUCUUUUCCUGCCCUGUACCCCGAAUCAUUUGUGGCUUUUUGGUAUCCUUAAUUUGGUUUUGGAGUUGCCACCCUUGGUUCACCCAAUUUUUUUAACGGGGAAUUCACAUUAUGUCAUUUCCCGCCCAUUGUAUUCCAGUCAUUCCCCCCACGCACGCACACCUAAUUUGUGGCAAGGUAAACAGCUUAAAAUCCUGCCAUUGUGUACUGGCAAAGUGCUAUUACGGCUUUCCAAGAAAGGCCAGAGAUCACUGAUAAAAGCUUUGUAUGCAGAAAGUCUCAAGUUCACUUCUGGCAUCUUCUGUUUAAAAAGGAACAGAUGGCAGCGUACAGAAAAGUUCUUUCCUAAGGAAGGGGUGAGGAAGCUUCGUUUAUUUUUCCAUUAAAGGCCAUAGGAAAGUCAACCAGGGGCUGUGGAAAAUGGUGGGUGGAGUUAGAGCCAGCGGUGGGUGGAGUCAGAGCCCCAAGUGGGUGGGGUCUGAAACAAUGCAGGAUUGUAUAGCAUUGUAAUGUAUUGUUCUAUGUGCCUCCCCAUAUCUCUCUCUGUGGGCCUAAUAAUAACAAUAACAAUAACAAUAACAAUAACAAUAACAAUAACAACAACAAUAUUUCAAAUCUGCUGAUGAUUACAGCUGCCUCUGCUAUGCUUCCUCAACUGGAAUCUAGGUUACCAAAAGGUUAGCAAAAGCAAAUGAUUAACAUCUGGACUAUAAUAAAUGAAUUAAUUGUAUGCUCUUCUGUUUGCUGUAUGAGUCUUCUCAUCGCUUGCUAGUGGGACAAUCUAGAAAACCCUACGCUCUAGUCUUCUAACCCGCUGAUAAGUCCCUGUUCCAAAUUUACAAUGCAACCCAGGAGCCCUGUCUCUGUUUUACUUCCAAAGACACCUGUGAUUCUGUUUGGGUGUUGAUCUUCUUUGUCUCUUUUACUCAGUCUAUGAUGAGGAUAACAUGCAUGUGCUACACAUACAAAAAAAAACUCAGAGUGAAAGAAAGCGAAGUCUUAUUAAAACAAAUGGUGCAAAUAAAGUAGGCAGCUUAUUUAACAACAACAACAACCUGCCCUUAAUUCAAAAGUCCCAGAGAGGGUUACAUUUUUUAAAAAAACAUAGUUAAAUAAAGAAAAACAGUUUAAAACGAUUUACAAUUACAGAGGUAAGGUGGGCCUUAAAAAUAUUCAUCUCAGUUGUCAAAAGCCAGGCUAAAGCAGUGUAUCUUUAAGCUGAGGGCCACUUGUUACUCACAGACCACAACAUCCACAUUCUAGCAUUAUUAUUAUUAUUAUUAUUAUUAUCAUCAUUAUUAUUAUAUUCAUUUUAUAUACUGCCCUUUAUCAAAAGAUCUCAGGGCGGUUUGCAACAUUAAGAACACAUUUUACGGCGCAUCAGUAAUAAAAAGCAUAAUAGCAGACAGCAUAAUAAUAAAAUAAUCAUAUGGAAGAGGGAGGGGAACAUCUCUCUUUCUACUUCCCCCAUAUUGUGCAUUUAUGACGGCUUAUAGUGGUGAACCACAGAAAAAGAGCCUUUGGGUCUGUGACGCACCCUGAGGUUCUUCAGAGACUCUUUACACCAUCCUAUAACAUGGCACGUCAGCGAGUCACCAUGGCAGUGUACAUACCAUACAUUUAAAGCAUCCCCCCCCAAAAAUAAGAAUCAUGGGAACUGUAGUUUUUUACAGGUGCUGGGUAUCAUAGUUCUGUGAGCAGUAAACCACAAUGCCCAGAAUUCUUUGAGGGAAAGAAUGUGAUUUGAAUGUACCUUAAAUGUAUGGUGUGUAUGCAACCUAAAUGGGUUUGGGGUUUGCCCAGCUUUACCUCUGGGACUAAGCUAGGGAAUCAUGGGAUCUUAGAGUUGGAAGGGAUUCAAGGGUCAUCUCGUGCAACCCGCUGCAAUGUAGGAAUCUCAGCUACAGCAUCCAUGGCAGAUGACCAUCCAACCUCUGCUUAAACACCCCCAAGUAAAGAGAGUCCACCCCCUCUUGCGGGAGCCUGUUCCCAGUGAGAUAUGAAAGGUAGGAGCUAAAUGACACCUUAAACCUCGGCUAUGGAGUGUCUAUGCGCUUUUUUAUAUAUAGCAAGAAUGCAAAGCUGAAAACGAAUGAACUGCAACUCAAAUCUUAUGUUCAUUUUUCACAUGGUCUAGUCCUCAUCUGAAGACUGCAAAAACCAGAGCCAUAUUUCUCUUGCCUGCCCCCCUAAUAUUCUUAUGAGGGUCCCUUCUUCAGUCUUCAGAGAGUGGCUGGAAGUGGUGAGACAGGAAAAGGUCCUUUUCUUCUAGCCGUGGCAGUUUUAAUCUGAAAUCUUAGGCUCAGUACUGCGCCCAGAGCUCAGAAACUGCUCGCGCUAAUGGAAUUCCCUGUCGCAAAAUGCGCCUAGAACAAUGGGAGUUUCAAAUGCUGCCUGUUCCACUGUCAAACAGCUCUUACUGUCAGAAACGUUUUUCUGAAUGUUUAGUCAGAAUCUCCUUUCUUGUGACUUGAAGCCGUUGCUUCGAGUCCAACCCUCCAGAGCAGGAGAAAACAAGCUCCAGUUUGCUUACUCGUAUAUAGAAUUUCUUACCUGGCUGGUAAGUCCCUAUUUUAGUCCUGGAAGACACAUGUUGGACAGGAUGUUACACUGGCAGGGCUUGGACCUAAUGUGAGCAAUUAACUGUGGUUACGGAAAUUAAGGUGUGCACAAGCUGUUAAACCAACCACAAUCAAGAAACAAACUGCAGACACCAGGCUUGGGUUCCCAAUUGUGGUUUAUUUAGUAGAAUAAGUAGGAGAAUGCUACGGUUCAGAUUAAAUAUUAAACCUGCUACUCCUUGGUUUGCUCUUUCCAUUGGAAGCACGGAUGGAAGGCUCUGCCAAUUUCAGUCCCCAAGUUUCACAUUUUUCCAAUCUUAAAUUCAGUUUUCCACGUUUUGCAGCAAUUUUUGCAAGCAAUUAUUUCCCCUAACAUAAUAACAUUUUGUAUGUUAUUUUCCACAAACUUCUUCAUUGUUAUACACACUUAAUAUAUGUGUUUUCGCAAGCAUUGCUUGGUUGGACAACUGCAUGGCAAAAUUCAGGCAGGUGUGACUUUUCCCAGUUUCCCAGUUUGCAAGUUGCUCUGUGCAAAUUUGCAAAAUUGAUUCAGCUUCAUAAAUGCACCCUGUUCUCACAAUGGCCACCCAGAUUCCUGUGGGAAACUCUCAGGCAAGACAUGACUGUCUUGCGGUUUCCAGAAACUGGCAUUCAGAAGCAUACUGUCUCCGUCCUUGGAGGCAGCACUCUGAUAAUGGUCUCGCCUGCUUUACAUCAACAGGAGCGCCCACCAUGUCAGUCAGAAAAUUCCCCAGAGCAUUCAGGAAUCCAGUGGAUUCCAUAAGCCUCUGGGGGCAGGCCAACCUAACAGGCCAGGUCUCAUAAUUCCCAGGGGCUGCCGACUAACCAAACCUCACCAAGAAAUGGUUCAUCCACAACAAUGGGAGUUAGAAAAACCUGUCAGCGCACCAACCAGCCCUCCUGUUGAAAAGACCGUCUUGGGAUUGCGACCUGCCACAUCCAUCAGACUGGUGCUGUGCUGAGACUGUGGAAUUCAACGUCUGGUAUGCUUCCACUGCAACUCAGUGUCAUCCCGGCGUUUAGCAGAGAUUGUGCACAGCAGUCUGUGUUCUGUGUGGUUACUGUUGCGUUCUAGUGGAGCUCUAUAUAAGCAGGCUGGCUGAACCCUUCAGUUCAGCUCUGCUCUGGUCUGUGAAUAAACAAGAGCUGUUUGAAGAAUCGCUGUGUCGUCUGAUAUGUUCACCCACAACUUAACAGCGAUUACUCAAGCAUGCAGAAAAGUCUCUGUACGCAGCUUAUUUCCUAAUCUAAGAAGCGUGUAUUUUACAACAGCAAUUAAUCAGCAGCCGAUUAAUUCGGCUGCCGAUUGUAACUGCUGCUGUAAAACAAUAAGACUGUCACCAGAGCAACGUGUUUCGGGACCAAUCCUCCCAGUUGUGCCCAUUGAGCCUCUCAAAUGGGAUGGUGUAGGACUCCUGGACUUCCACCAUCGUCUCCCCCGGGCUUAGCCUACUCACGCUCAGUAGCUCCUGGCACCCGGUCCUGAAGAGGCAUCCUUCACCAAUGAGUCCCUCCUUCACCAGAGAGUUCCUCCUUCACCAGUGAGUUCCACUGCCCACAGGCAGGUCCUCCAGCUGGCCUUUCUCCCACACAGACACAGCCACGCAGCUGACUCCAUAUCCUUUGGAAUUACACACAGAGGAACUGCAACAGAGGAUGUGAUGGAGGCUCUGAUGCCCCAGGCUGCUCCAUCAAGUUGGCCCCUGCAUGGAUGUUGAAAUCCCCCAGUACAGGUCAAAUGGUGGAUGACUGAAGAAUCAUUAUGCGUAAUGUGGCGUAAUGGUUAGAGCGUUGGACUAGGACCCUGGAGAGCAGAGUUCGAAUCCCCACUCAGCUAGGUGACCUUGGGCCAGUCACCAUCUCAUAGCCUAGCCUGCCUCACAGGGUUGUUGUGAGGAUGAAAUGGGGAGGAGAGCCAUGUUCACCACCUUGAGAUCCUUGGAAAAUAAAUGCAAUGAAUAAAUGAAUAAACAGUGUUUCAUGUGAACCAGUGCUAUUUUUCUAGAAAAAGAGGUGCUGAAACUCACCCUGAGUGCCUCCCUUGUUCCCUUAUAAUGGCGAGUUCCGGAGAGUUCCAGCUCAAAAGAAGCCCUGAUGUUAGGUAUUUUUUAUUAUUUUGCAUAAGUUGUAGUGCAAAACAUCUGGAAGGCCCCACGUUGGUAAAUGCUGGUUUUGCUACAUCCCAAGUCCGUGUUUCCUUGGCCUCUUAACCCCUAACCAUCCUUUCUUUUAUCCCCACAGCUCCCCCCCUUUCUAGAGGGGUAAUCCUCAGCAUGUUGGUCAUCCACCAGACCAUGUGGAGAUGAUUUGGCGCCAUGCAACCCCAGAGUCUUUUGUGGUAAGUUUCCAAAAACAAUUGGCAGGAUCAAGGAAGAGGCCUCAGCUUCUCCUGAUAUACUAGUCCAGGAAUGGUGGCCGGAGAGGAAGAGGGAGAGGGAGGUUCUUUGGACCUCUCCUUAUAGCAUCACCAUUAUCUUCCCAGAACCAGGCGGCCUUAGUUCAAUGCAUGCUUUCCAGCACUCAAAAUCUGCGUUGCUCAAAAAGGCAGUGAAUGACAGAAAGCAAAUUACUCAGAAAGCAAUUUCCUUAUAUCUGCCAUUUUAAAAAUUUAUUUUUGUCAUUGGUGUCAGCUCAGCUAUCCAUCUCACUCCCAACUUCACUGAACUGUGAGUUUACAUUAGCAACAAACACUGGACAAUGUUGAGACAGAAGAAUGGCGUCAACGGAAGUAGCUCUAACUCUAUCCCCUGCUGCCUUUGCACAUAAGAAGGUUUGACCCCUUGCGGAGAGCUAGGCAUGAGGGACGGUGGCGCUGGUUAGGGCAGUUGAAUCCUGGGGUGUCCCCCCCAACCUAGCACAAAGCAGUAGUAAAGGUACCCCCACGGAGGUACGCUUCGUCUGCUCUGGUUCGCCAGAAGCGGCUUAUGGCCACAGACCGGAAGGUGGCCCGCCGAUCCCAGUCGCGCUUGGUCGUCCUUCCUGCGAAACAAACGCAAACCCGUUGGGCCCGUCAGGUGAGGGUCUUGUCAUCUGGGCAGCCCAGGAACUCCAUUGCCUAGGUUUGCACGCUGAAAUAGUCACUUCAGUGGUCUCUGCAGCCACUGCAAGUGCUAUGAUUCGCCGGUAGUUUGACUUCACCCCCGGAGUCACACUCCAGGGGUCUCUCAGGAAAGUCCAAUGCCAACGUUCCCAUUCUACUGUAAAGGAAGGAGGGUAAGAUUUGGAUGGCUUUAAAAGAGGAUCAGGCAGGUAACAGAUUUGCUCUGUCAUGUAUGUGACAGGUCUUCAGAUAUUUGAAGAUGGAAGUUUGGGUCUGCAUUGCAUGCUAACUGAGAGAUGCUUUAGAGUUCUUUUGAGCUUUCACUUACUAUAUACGCCAAAGAAUUUUUUCCUGUCCUUCUAGGUCUUUGUUCUGCUCCUGCUGUUUCUCACCCAAUGUGAGUCAAGCAAGAAUUGUGUCUUUCAACAUGUUCCGUUUGAGUCAACAAACAACACUCAGCUUUUUUUAUCUAAAAUUAAAGAACUGGUGAGUGUGCCCUCGAGCAGACUAUAUCAGGGCAGUGCUAUUUUUCUAGAAAAAUAGGUGCCAAAACUCACCAUGAACCUCCCUCAAAUAGAUGUUGAACAGCAUUGGGGAUGUGAUAAAGUGUUGCAGGGGCCAUAGAGUUUAAUUGCCAAGGGGCUGAGCCAAUCAUCCCAUUCUACCACCUGAAAUUGGCCCUGCAGGUGGAAAUGCAACACUGCAGCGCUCAUGGGAGUUGUGGUCCAAAACAUGGAGAAUUGUGCCAGGGUGAUGAAGGCUCAUCUAGAUAAAUGUAGAUCAGGGGUCGGCAACGUUUUUUGAGGCCGGUCCAGUCCACUCCCCGGCAGACCUCUCGUUGGGCCAGAGCUUGCACGCCUGUGCAUGCACUCGAGCUAUUUCUGGUGCUCUUCUGGGUCGGAAGAGCGCCGGAAAUAGCGUGUGCACAUGCACAUGGGCGCUUCUCUGUCCUGGAAUUGCGCCGGAAAUAGCACGUACACACACGUACAGGCGCUCCUCCAGAUGAGAAGCACCCAUGCGCAUGCGCACAUGCUAUUUCCGGUGCUUUUCUGGGACGGAAGUUGAUCCCUGCAGCGAGAAAAAUAAUGGCGCCAUGAAAAAAAGCAUGGAAGCCCCAUGUCGAUCCACAGAACGGCCGUGGGCCGGUUCGAGGAAACUCCUGGGCCAGAACCAGCCCAUGGGCCUUAGAUUGCCAACCUCUGACCUAGAGGGACCUUUAAAGCCUAUUUAGAAACAUUUCAUGGAUAGACUUUUCUUGCUCUUUAAUCCAUCCUCUCCCCUCAUUCAACCCAGGCCUGUCUCUUUCUCUCCUCAGAAGCAGUACCUGCUCCUCAAUUACCCAGUAGAUAGGCCAUCCAACCUGAAACCGGUAAAGUCUUAAAAAACAACCUGUUAACUAAGGAAACAACUAGACAUAUGUUACCUACCAUGGUGUUGUUAUGUUACUUGAAAUGGCUGAUCGGUUGCAAUUAUUUUAAUUCAGGAGUGAAUUUUUGCGUGGAGACGAAAAUGUGCGCUGCCUCUCCUGUUACAAAAAGCAGAAUUUCCACCAGGAGUGGAAGGAUUUGAAAGACAAUUCCUCUUAUGUCAAUUGUGCUGCUGCCAGCCUGUGUGGGCAAUACUGAGUUAGAUAGACCAAAAGUCUGACUCACUUUAAAGGCUUAUCUACACUCACCUUUUCUCUGCGCUUUCCAGGAAAUGGUCCAUGCUUUAAAACUCCAUAUCCAGGUGCCCUUUCCCACCCACCCCACUCCGGAGCUUUCCUUGGGGAAAAAAACCCCUGCUCUUUAUAGCUGAAUUGGAGCAAACAGCAAUGGGGGGGGCGGAACCUGAACUGCUGUUUGUUGUGCUUCUGCUUCAAAGAGCAGGUUUUCACGGGGAAAUAUCUGGGUCAAAAAAAAAGCUUUAAAGUGUGGACCUGAGCCUGGAAAACAUGGGUCAAAAGGUAAGUUUGGAUGAGCCCUAUGGCAGCUUUGUAUGUUCUUAGUGGUUUCGAAAAAGAAUACACCCCUGACUUUUUCCUAAUCAUUCAUUCCUUCCUUAUAUUCCCACUCCCCCAAUAAUUUCCCCCAGGAUGGAUUCUGCCAGGAAUUAUGGGAAGUUCAUCUCAUAAACAAAAAGCUGAAGCAUCUGGCCAGCGUAUCCGGGAGAAUGCUGGAGCAAAUGUUCUUCAAUAUAACAGUUCACAUUGCCUCCUUUAUUGAAGGAUGUAACAUUGAGGUAGGUCAUGAGUGCUUUGGAAGGCAGCACAGGUCAUUCCCCCCUCUUAUUUAUUCAUCUAAUAGCUGUUUUGAACCUGACCAGUCCUAAACGCUAGCAAUUAUUUGUAUUUGUUAAGGAUAUUUAAAAAUAAUUAAGUUAAAAUUUGGAUCAGAAUGAAAUACCACAAGGUGCUCCUCCCUCCAGAUUAAGCCAGGCCCCUGCUCAUGCCAGGUAGGAAUGGAGAAGAAUUUCAAUUCAGUUCGCAUUGAAAGGUGAACUUACCUAACUUCCAAAGCAAAAUACAAGCUGAAACGCAGCCAUGGGCCCCUAAGGUCAAUGGAGAAAUCCAGUCUUGCUUGCAUUUUCUUUAAAACCUACCUAAUUCAAACUUUUUAAACCUAUUUGGCUCCAGAGUUAAUGCCUGCAGUCAGCAGCACCAGUAGGAGUAAAGAACAGCUGAGGAAGAGGGUGAUUUUCAGCAGGAAACUGCCACAGGGCCCUGAUCCAGAGUAGGGGCCUGCGGCUGUUUUGUCUUCAAAACAGAAGUAGCCCCGUUUCAGUGCCGCAACUUCACGUGUAAUUUGGCCCCAGUUCCUAAGGUGUGGUGGCAUGGCUUGUGGGCUCACUAUACAUCAGGACGAAGCUGCUGGGCUUGACUUUUUUCUCUUGCGCCUUAACAGGAUAGUUGUGUCCGUUUUGUGGGGACAAACAUCACUCAGUUCUUGAAUCCGGUUCCUUACCACAUCGGAAACCUGGCGGACAAGAUGGAGAAACUCAUCGAACUGAAAGAGUCUGCUGACUACACUAAUUGCACCAUUAUUCAGUGCCAACCAGGUAACAUUCCUGGUGGUCAGGGUGUGGGGGAGCAAGGCUGUGGGGAUACAGAGGGGAUACAUUUCUGCCAUGGGGGGCUGACACAGUGGGACAAUGCCAUGGAGAUGCCCUCAUAAAACUGGUGUCGCUGCUGCUUAUCAAGGUGGUUCACUGGCAUGGCAGGGGGGUGGCAAACUUGGAGCAGAGCCAAUCUGUGCCCACACAGCCCUGAGCUCCCCACCACCUCCCUGCACCCCAACCCGGUCAGUGGUAGUGAUGACAGUGUUAGGAAGGUGGCUUUGCAACCAUGCCCCACUGCCCCAGCCACUCCUGUUUUCCACUGGGUGAACAACUUGCUAUGGUGUGUAUGAAACGGUAUGUGGUGAGCUGAUCAAAGAGGAUGGUUUCACCCCAGUGUCGACAAUUUGGGGAGGCAGCGAAAAUGAGCAAAGGUUGCCUCGCUAUCUUGACAGAAUACAAAUGCUUUGCCUACUGAGUGGUUGCAUUUAUGCUCUGAAGGUUCGUUUCCGCCAGAAAUAAUACUUAGCAUCCAUACCGUGCUUUGGAGAUUUCAGAAUGCUUCACAAACAUUAUCCCAGUAGCCAUGACAACCAGGCCCAACGUCAACACUUCUGCCCCCCCCCCCAAUUUCUAGGCCCACCUGGUCGCAAUAGGUCCUUGACAUACUGCGCCACUCUGGGUAAAUAUAAAUGGCUGCCCUCGGUGGCCUCCCUGCGGCUGCCACUGUAAUUUCCCAGAAUUCCCCAGACCAACAUGACUUCAGGGGCAUUGUGGGAAGUUUAAAAUGGCAACUCUCAGCUGUUGGAAAGCAAGCUCAAGGGCAGAGGCCUAGCAGAGGGCAUUUUACCAGGGAGCCCCUCACACCUAAAGCUGCCCCUGUUUACAACAUUGGUAUUAUCAUGCCCAGCUUGCAGUAAGGGGAAACUGAGGCAGAGAGAAAAGUCAGUUGCCUAAGCCCACUGAGUGAGUAUGUGGCUGUGGUCUGAUUUGAACUCAGGACUUCCCAACUUAGAGCUCACACCCAGCUGUCAGUGUCACCAACUUCUGCAGCCCCAGGACUGCAUGAAACUCUGGUUUCUACCACAGGGCUCACUUUAUUUAUUGAACAAACUUUAUAUACCUCUGGUUUGUAUCAAAACCUCUCAAGUGGUUUACAAUUUUAUCGCUCUUUCUCCUGUCUCCCCCCCUUUCUUUUCUGUCUUUCCCAAGGCAUAUCCACACUUGAGGACCCAUACUGGUUUAUCUCUUCCCCAGGAAAUCAUGGGAGUUUUAGUUUAGAAGAGGGAGAAUUUAGAGGCCCUGAACAGCGUUCUCAGCACCUGCAAUAAACUACAAUUCCCAUGAUUGCUUCGGGUGGGGGAGUCCAUGACAAUUAAACCAGUGGACCAUUGUGGUGUAGAGAUGCUCUCACUCUUUCUCCUUCUUCUCCCCAUUAACUUUCUCCCUGUUUUUCUCCCUCUCCCCUUAAAAAACAAAACAAAAUAUUGUGGUGCCAAUCACUUGAUGUCAGGCCACCAUCCGCUUCUUGUGAAACCAAUGCAAUAUUCUGCAUCCGUUGUCAUAAGAAGGUGGUUCAGCAACACUCUGUGGGUAUCCUCUCAAUAUUAUCUGCUCUCUGCCCCUCGCUUGUUACCGGAAGGCAUUCAAUCUGCCCCUAUAGGUCAGUCUCUCUCUGUACUGCAGACUCUUUUACUACUCCAGUCACCAAAAACGUUACAGAGACCCAUGAUGGAGUCCACUCGUCUCAGCAAACCCCACUUCAGAGAUCUCACUGGGGACCAUUUCUACUUCUGCUUCUCAUUCCCAUUUCCUGCUUUCUACUCAUCAUGACACGUCCAUUAAGGAACCUAUUUCAGGUAAGCAAGAAGCCUUUUCAAAGAGCUCUGGGAUAUUAUGUUCUGGGUACUCACUGAGCCAUGGCUGACAAGGAUCUGGUGGGAAUUGCAGUCCCAAGUUUCUAAAGGGCACGAGGUUGGGAAAUACUGCCCUAGGUAAGGAUUGGGGGUGUUCCGAUUCAGUUUGUCUUUAAAGGCAAACCUAUUCGAUUCGUUGUUUCUGAAGCAAUCUGAGAACCCAAACAUGGCCGUCCUUUGACAUUUGCGCUUCCCCAAAUUUUGCAAUUCUCCAGCCCAGCAAAUGUGUACGAAAAUCCAUACACUGGGGUAAACCAUCCCUAAAAAUGCAUAUAUUGGUGAAAAUAACAUACGAAAAUGCAGUGUUUCCCAGACUUAACAAUAAUCGCAUGCCCCUUUUGAGAGUUUACCUCUUCUCAGACAAAGAUAAUUUGGGGGUAGUUUUAAUAAUGCAAUUUUAUCUAGGCUAGAGUCGCAUGUUUGUGCUUGCAGUAUACAUGGGGGGGGGCACACAGCAUCCCUGCCUUUGAUCAAUCAUCCCAGGAUAGAUAACCACGGAAUCCUGUCACUCUCGCAUGGGCCCAAUCCUCACCUUUCAGCACUAUGUGUGACAUUGGCUCCACCAUCACCAGUAGUACUAUUAUCUCCUCCACCCACAUCCGUCAAUUUGAGAUGUAAUCAUAGCUCCAUAUUUCAUCCCCCAGAGGCUCCCAAGGUUUCAGGAAACGCCCGUUUGA
Molecule: messenger RNA, 22266 nt
Organism: Podarcis lilfordi (Lilford's wall lizard)
Lineage: Eukaryota; Metazoa; Chordata; Lepidosauria; Squamata; Lacertidae
Source: the annotation of a GenBank genome assembly